AUGGAGAGAACACCCCGAGCAAUCCUCUUCCUCUUGCUCUUGCUCCUUGUCGAUCCCGGCGUAGCUCAGAACACAACCACCGGCAAAGCAGACGAGUUCCAUGUGGGAGUGAUCCUCGAUCUGGGCUCGCUGGUGGGAAAAGUGUCACGAACCAGCAUUUCAUUGGCCGUCGAAGACUUCUACGCGGUCCACCAGAAUUACAGCACAAAGCUUGUUCUCCAUUUCAGGGAUUCCAUGGCCAGUGAUGUAAAGGCUGCAUCAGCAGCGAUUGAAUUACUGGACAAUUACAAACUGCAAGCCAUCAUUGGUCCCCAGAAAUCAUCAGAAGCUGUAUUCAUCUCCAAGAUCGGAAACAUAACCAAAGUCCCCACAGUAUCCUUCACAGCAACAAGCCCCUCUCUCACUUCAGAUACUAUGCCAUAUUUUGUGCGUGCAACAUUGAAUGACUCAGCUCAGGUGAAUAGCAUUGCCUCGCUUGUAAAAGCCUAUGGAUGGAGAGAAGUGGUGCUAGUAUAUGAAAACACCGACUAUGGUAGAGGCAUUCUACCAUACCUCAUUAGUGCACUUCAAGAGAGUGAUGUUCAUGUCCCGUAUCAGAGUGUUAUCCCUCCAUCAGCAACAAGUGAAAUCAUGAUGCAAGAACUCUAUAAGUUGAUGACAAUGCAAACAAGGGUGUUUAUUGUUCAUAUGUCAUCCACGAUGACUUCCCUUCUUUUUAAAAAGGCCAAAGAGGCAGGGAUGAUGGACAAAGGAUUUGCGUGGAUUACUACAAACGGAGUAGCAAACAUCAUCGACUCACUCAAUCCAAGUGUGACUGAGGUGAUGAAUGGUGUACUGGGAGUAAGGUACCAUGUCCCCAAAUCAAAAGAGCUUGAUAGUUUCUCCAUAAGGUGGAACAGAAUGUACCAACAGGAUAACCCAGAUGAAUCACCCUUCAAUAAACUAAGCAUUGUUGGACUACGGGCCUAUGAUACGAUAUGGGCAUUAGCACAGGCAGCAGAAAAGGUUGGGAUAUCCAGUGCCCCAAAUAAGCAACCAUGGUCCAUUAAGAACUCCACAUGCUCGGAAUCCAUGGUUAUUUCCCCAAAUGGUCCAAAACUCUUAGCAGCAAUUGUACAAAAUAAGUUUAGAGGUAUAAGUGGCGACUUUGACCUUACAGACAAACAGCUUAAAGUUUCUGUGUUCCAAAUAAUAAAUGUGGUUGGGAGAGGUUGGAGAGAAAUCGGGUUUUGGAGUGUGAAAAGUGGACUUUCCCGGCAGUUGAAUCAAAACGGCUUAAAAACAGCAGGAUCAGCCUCAAUGCUUGAUCUAAAUCCUGUAAUUUGGCCAGGAGAGUCAACUGAAAUACCGAGGGGCUGGGAAAUUCCUAUAAGUGGUAAGAAGCUUAGAGUCGGUGUGCACACGAGCAAUUGCCCAGAGUUUAUAAAAACAUUCAGAGAUCCUGUUACAAAUGUAACAAGUGCGAGUGGCCUUUCAGUUGACAUAUUUGAGGAGGCAAUAAAGAGGCUACCUUUUGCACUUACUUAUGAGUACCUGGCAUUUGACACAGCUGAUACAGCAACUACAGGAAGCUAUAACGAUUUUAUUUAUCAAGUUUAUCUUCAGAAAUACGACAUAGCGGUUGGAGAUAUUACUGUAAGGUACAAUAGAUCAUUGUAUGUCGACUUCACUGUACCGUACACAGAAUCUGGAGUAGGGAUGAUUGUUCCAGUCAAGGAAAACAUGAUCAAGAAUAUGUGGAUUUUCUUGAAACCAUUGAGCACUGGAAUGUGGUUUGGAAGCAUCAUAUUCUUUAUUUACACAGGAGUUGUUGCCUGGCUUCUGGAGUACCUAAAUGGCAAUCAACAUGUACAUGGUCCCUUUUCACUCAAACAAGUGGGGAUUACAAUGUUCUUCUCCAUUUUUGAAGAGAAGGAGAAGCUAGAACGAUUUCUAUCCAGAAUUGUUCUACUUGUAUGGAUGUUUGUUUUUCUGGUACUUACAUCAAGUUAUACAGCAAGCUUUGCAUCAAUGCUGACUGUACAGCAGCUUUCACCGACAGUGACUGAUGUUCAUGAACUCCAGAGGAAAGGAGAAUAUGUAGGGUUCCACCGUGGUUCCUAUAUAGAGGGUCUACUGGUGGAUAUUGGUUUUGAAAAAUCAAAGAUGAGGCCCUACGAAACACAGGAAGAUUUCGCUGCUGCUCUUUCUAAAGGAAGCAAAGAUGGUGGCAUUGCUGUGCUUGUACAUGAAAUCCCCUACAUCAAACUGUUUCUUGCAAAGUACAGCAAAGGUUACACAAUGGUGGGACCUAUCUACAAGAGUGCAGGUUUUGCAUUUGCGCUUCCCAAGCAAUCACCACUAAGAGCUGAAAUAUCAAGGGCAAUACUCAACAUAACAGGAGAAGAUAGUAUCAAUGAAAUUGAAAAGAAAUGGAUAUAUCAAAACAGCCAUCAACAUGAGGAUAAAAUUGAUGGGUCAGGCGCUAUCACUUUUGAAAGUUUUGGGGGGUUAUUCCUCCUAAGGCCUUGUUCGGUUGAGGCGGUUUUGGAAGGGGAUUGGCAGGGAUUGAGGGGGAUUAGAUCCCCUGCAAGUCAAAAUCCCCUUCAAUCCACUCCAAUCCUCUUGAGAGGAGGUUUAAACGAACAAGGCCUAACUGGGAUUGUGACAACCUGUUCCCUUGCUGUAGCCAUGCUGAUGAACCUCUACAAAAAAUAUCAACAAAAUGCAUGGAGCAAAGAAGACGAUCAAAAUGAAUGUGGACACGGGCAACAAGGAGAAAAUGGACAUUCACAGGAAGAACAAGGAGAUCAAAACAGCAAUGAACACGGAAACUGCAGUGAUAUAGAGAAGCAGACAACAUUGACAGUGCCACUCAGUUCGAACACAGAGUGA
Triticum turgidum subsp. durum (durum wheat) is the source of this 2874-nucleotide messenger RNA. The record is from the annotation of a GenBank genome assembly. Lineage: Eukaryota; Viridiplantae; Streptophyta; Magnoliopsida; Poales; Poaceae.